AUGUUGAAUCUAUCCAAGAAAUUUGCCAAUGAUCCUGCUUACGCAACUGCUUAUUAUGAAUUCUUAAGUGAAUAUGAGAGGCUGGAUCACAUGACACGAGUACCUGAUGGUCAAUCUGAACCUGACCUAGCUUAUUAUCUUCCUCAUCAUGGCAUUGUCCGAGAAAGCAGUUUAUCAACACGACUGAGAGUGGUUUUCAAUGGAUCAAGUCGCUCUAACACUGGUACUUCUCUGAAUGAUCUUCUUCAUACUGGAACCAAACUUCAGACUGAUCGGAUUUUUUGGAUCUCACAAGAUAAGGACGUAGCUACUUACCAACUGAAAACAGUAACGUACGGGCUUGCCUGUGCCCCUUUUCUAGCUCUACGAACUCUCACUCAACUCAUCAAGGAUGACGGCUCCAAAUUUCCUCUAGCAAUCCCUUCUCUUACUCAAGGAAGAUAUGUCGAUGACAUCUUCGGCGGAGCCGAUACAAUUCCUCAAGUUCACGAAAUCGUCCAUCAGUUAAAUUCGUUAUGCAUGGCGGGCGGUUUUCCUCUUCAAAAAUGGACAAGCAAUCACCCAGCAAUCCUCGAUUUCAUUCUCCCGGAGAAGCAUGCACAUUCGUCAAUCCAAUUCGAUCAAUCGUCGACAGUUCAUGUAUUGGGCCUCCAAUGGAAUCCGUCCACCGACACCUUCCAUUACUCAGUUACAACCUCGAUCCCAACUAUUAUGACGAAACGAAUUAUUUUGUCAACUAUAGCAAAGGUGUUUGAUCCACUCGGGCUGCUUGCCCCCAUCCUUAUUACAGCAAAGAUAUUCAUGCAAGAGCUAUGGGCAAUCAAACUAGGAUGGGAUGACCCCUUACCGCUACCUAUCUCAAACAAAUGGGCAGAAUUUCUUGAGCUACUUCAACACAUACCUCAGUUGAAUUUCCCAAGAUGGAUUAACUUCGAAUCUGGACGUCGCUUAGAAAUUCACGGAUUUUGCGACGCAUCGCAAAAGGCUAUUUGUGCAACUAUUUACAUCAGGUCUUCAAAUCAAAAGGGAGAAAUUACAACCAGUUUAAUUUGCUCCAAAACAAAGGUUGCUCCUUUAAAAAAAAUAACUAUUCCACGUCUCGAGCUAUCUGGAGCAGUUAUGUUAAAUAACUUGGUUUCUCGAGUCUUACAGAUUCUUCAGUUUGACGACCUUCCCAUCUAUUUGUGGACCGACUCAGCUGUAGUUUAUACUUGGAUAAAUAGUCAUCCCUCUCGUUGGAAAGAGUUCGUACACAAUCGGGUUUGUCAGAUUCACGAGACUUUACCUCAAGCAAUCUGGAAAUUUAUACCCAGCCGAUUGUGCAACCAGAG
Molecule: messenger RNA, 1331 nt
Organism: Mycetomoellerius zeteki
Lineage: Eukaryota; Metazoa; Arthropoda; Insecta; Hymenoptera; Formicidae
Exons: 2
Source: RefSeq, a predicted model, not a curated record